AUGUCAUCACAGGAUCAGGCAUCUGCGCGGCCCACGGAGCUCUCAGAGGAAGAGAAAGAGGAGGCAAAUGAUGAGAAGGACACAGAGUAUCUUGAUGAUCUCGAUCCUAUUAGUGAUAACGAGGAGGAGGAUAUGAUGCUUAUCCAAGAGCAGCCUACGACACAGGGACUUUCGGAGCGCGUCGCAGGGAAAAGACGAAGAAGUGUGGCAUCCGAAUUAGAGGAGGAGGCUCAGGAAGCUGCUCAAUCCGAUGAAGAAGCAGAAAUUCCAUUGCCUAAGCAGCCUAACACCCAGCAGCAGAUAUCAGGGAGAAAACGGAAGCGUACAAGACGUGAGGAUGAUGAUUUUGUUCAUUAUUAG
Aspergillus thermomutatus is the source of this 360-nucleotide messenger RNA. RefSeq lists its product as uncharacterized. Lineage: Eukaryota; Fungi; Ascomycota; Eurotiomycetes; Eurotiales; Aspergillaceae. The transcript is spliced from 2 exons. The coding region runs from base 1 to 360 and encodes 119 amino acids. The record is from RefSeq and is a predicted model, not a curated record.